AUGUCUCACCAGACCAACCUCCCAGGUCACCACGACGCCGACAUCGCCGCCGCCGAGGUGGAUAUCCUCGUCGUGAGCGACCACCCCGCCCUCGCAACCGGCCGCGCGGCCGAAGAACUCAAGCGCAUCGAAGCGCAGUAUCGGCACGUUGUCGAGCUGCUGGUUCAAGAAAAGUCGGCUGCGGCCGCCCGGAUCGAAGAUCUGGAAACCACCAACGCCGCCCUGCUGAAAAUCCUCGGCAAGAAAAUGGCGAAUGAGGUGAACGGCAUCUUUGUGCAGACGCACAUUGUGCCUGCCAAGAGGGUCGUGCUUCGGCCUGGAGAGGAACUCUGGUCUGGCAUCUUCAAAGAUGUUUGA
Molecule: messenger RNA, 357 nt
Organism: Alternaria triticimaculans
Lineage: Eukaryota; Fungi; Ascomycota; Dothideomycetes; Pleosporales; Pleosporaceae
Exons: 2
Coding region: 1-357 (118 amino acids)
Source: RefSeq, a predicted model, not a curated record